Messenger RNA from Medioppia subpectinata, 1185 nucleotides. Lineage: Eukaryota; Metazoa; Arthropoda; Arachnida; Sarcoptiformes; Oppiidae. The record is from the annotation of a GenBank genome assembly.
AUGAAGGAAUAUUGCGUGCAACGGAUCUCCAAUUCGUUGGAGUCCUUCUCAUUGUUGACGACAUGUGGCGGACGACAGGACGACAGCGAAGACGACGACUGGCGACGACACACGAGUUUCCGCAAGAAAAAGGAUUCCAGAAUUUCCGCAUUCUUUCACAAAUGGCGGCAAAACCGCAUUCAGAGCGAAGCGACGCCUCCGACGACACCGACGACGACACUCGUGUUCGGAACAGAUCUCUGUGAACACCUUUUCGACCAGAAAACGCAAAUUCCGGAAGUUUUGCGAUUCUGUAUUGAAUUCAUCGAAAAGAACGGAAUAAUUAACGGAAUCUACAGAUUGUCCGGAAUUUCGUCCGAAAUCCAGAAAUUGCGGCAAAUCUUCGACCGCAAAGAGAUUCCCGAAUUCGACCACAAAGACGUCCACUGCGUUUCCUCGCUUCUCAAACUCUACUUCCGGUCGCUUCCCAACCCUUUACUCACUUUCCAUUUGUACGACGCGUUCGUCGUCGCCAUCAGAGAGACGACGCCGUCGUCGUCGCGUCGUCUCUCCCAAAUUCGUCGUCUCGUCGCGCGUCUGCCGCCGCCGCACGCGCGCACUCUCGCAGCGCUCGUCAGGCACUUGAAUCUCGUGUCGAAAGAGUGGCCGAAAACGGGAAUGAAUGCCAAGAAUCUGGCCAUCGUGUGGGCGCCGAACCUUCUGCGCAGUCGCGACCUGGAGAACCGGUUGGGCGCGGAUUUGGCCGCUCUUCAGGUGAUCGGCAUUCAAGCGGUUCUCACCGAAUAUCUCAUCGACAACUACGACCACGUGUUUGCGCUGAAAGAGCCAAACGCCCGAAACGUCACUUCCGGUCAUCACGUGUUCGCGAACUCACUCUCCGGUUCACGUGACGCAAGUCAUUGUCGCGAACGACGAACAGAAGCGCAGACUCAGAAUCGAGAGACUGAAGAGCGAGAGAAGACAACAAUUGAAACAAAUGUUCGAAUCGAAGCCUUUGCCGACGCCUCGCAAAACAGUUGCCAACAAAUGGAAGCAAAUCGCGCCAAAAGUAGACACGAGACGACCGGCGACGACACCUGUGCCCACACCGCGUCGGCGCAGUGCGGACGCGACGCCACCGACGACGACGACACUGAAGAUCACUGUUUUGAAAACAAAGUCCGAAAACAAGAGAAAGACUUUUGA